UUUCGUUGUAUUUCGUACGGAAACUUGAAGAAAAACUCUGUAGAUUCCAUUAUGUACAUCAGCUGUUUUUUUUUCAACUCCAAAAAUUCACUCCACCACCUCCGAGUCUUCUGAUGAUCUCACAUUGACAAAAUUCGCAAGUUAUCACGAAUUGUUUAUUUUUAGUACCGAAAAUAUUCUUGCAAAACUAGUUGUGAAGAUGGUGCGUCUCAGUCGAACUACGUUUGUAGCCAGUGUUCUGGAAUAAUGUCAACAAUGAAGAGAACAAAGUCACAUAUUUUCUACGAUAUUUAUAACCAGCCUUAUGAUUACGGAGUCAGGACAAAGCUUUAUUCCAGCAGUAAAGCGAGUCUCCAAUUGAUCCAACGUAUGUCCCUCCUGAAGCGUCUAAAAGUCCACAAUGGCUGCGUAAACUCAAUCUGUUGGAAUAGCACUGGUGACCUGAUCCUCUCAGGGAGUGAUGACCAACACCUUGUGCUCACAAACACCUACAAUUACAAGGUGCAGACAGAUUACAAGACAAGUCACAGAGCAAAUAUCUUCAGUGCUAAAUUCCUACCUAACAGUGGAGAUCACAGGAUUGUGUCGUGCAGUGGAGAUGGCAUAAUCCUCUAUACAGACCUCAUGAGGAAAUCAGAGACAUUUCACAAUCAGUUUACCUGCCACAGUGGAACAACUUACGAAAUAGCAACAGUACCUGGUGAGCCCCACAGUUUUCUCAGUUGUGGAGAGGAUUGCACUGUCAGAUACUUCGAUCUGAGGGUCAAAACCUCCUGCAAUACUCCAAGAUGCAAAGACGAUAUUUUGAUCUCAUGUCAACGUGCUGUAACUGCACUGUCUGUGAAUCCAACGAUGCCUCAUCAUCUGGCGAUUGGAUGCUCCGAUAGCACUGUCAGAAUUUAUGAUCGACGAAUGCUGAAUGUUCGUGAUCCAGCCUGGACAGAUGGAACGAACACAUCGGCUAUUCCACUGUCACUCUUCACUGUCCCUGAAUUCGAAGGAAAUUCGUACAGAAUAACGUCCCUUAGUUACAGUCCAGAUGGCAAUGAUGUUCUUGUUAGUUACAGCAGUGAUCAUCUGUAUUUAUUUAGUGCAAAGGAUUAUGGAUCGAAGCAGUUGAAGAAAGAAUCUGCGAGUAGAUCGAAAAACAAGAAGUAUCCAGUGAGAUCCCCUCAGCCAGUGAGAAGACUGAGAUUGAGAGGCGAUUGGUCAGAUACUGGGCCAGAUGCACGUCCAGAGAGAGAGGGUGGACGACGAAGUGGAACCGAAAUAGCACAGGCCAGACCUGUUCUGCAUACGUCACUGAUGCAGAGGAUGACUGAUGUGCUCAGCAGAAUGCUAAAUGAUCCAGCGACGAGGGCUGCUCUCAGUGGAGGUGGCGAGGACAGUCUCGAGGGUGUCAUUGAUCAACAGGCAGAGGCUCAACAGCAGUCUGAUGAAUCUAAUCCGGAAAUUCAGGAGGAUAGGAGUGAUUUACAGAGUAUGGAUACUGAAUCUAAUGCUCAAGCCAUAGAUGAAACUCACGAUAAUGAAAAUAUGGACACAACAGUCGAGAAUAUUUCAUUACCAACUAAUGAAGAAUCCCUUGAGACUGAAGAAGCAUCAGACACAGUUGAUUCACCCGAGGAGAAUCCCCUCAUCUCAGUAAACGAUGAAAAUUCUCACAUAUCAAUUAAUGAGGAAUCUAGUCAGUCAGAGACUGCCAAAACGUCAAUUCAAUCACUCACGACGUUGAGCAUAUCCCAGGAGGGGGAGAUGAGUGAGUCGAGGGAUGAGGUUGAGAGUGAAGCAGCUAAUAUGGACAAUUCCAGGGACGAGAGCAUGAUGGAGAAUUUGCAGGACAGACUGACGUCCAUGAGAGACGGUUUUCUCGAAAAACAUGGUAGUGAACCUGCUGUUAGUCUCACAUACUCGGACAAAAGUUCAACAGGCGCUACGAUAUCCAUGGGAGUUGCUAAUGAAGUUAUUCGAGAGAGUUAUCAUGCAGGACCUUCUGGGAGUCAGAGUUUAGAAGAAGGUACCACCGGGGCAGGCCCAAGCAGCAGUAGGAACCAAUCUUCUUACAACAAUGUCAGAGAACAUACAGACGAAGAUGUAUAUAAUGAUAGUGAUGAUGAAGAGGAAGAAUCGGCUCGAAGAAGAGUAAAUCCAAUUGAAGAAGAAAUGGACAAAGCAGUGGCUGAAGCCCACGCCUCCUUAGGUCGCUCUGAAUCCUUCGACGAGAGCCGUUUCACAGAGCUACGAGUAAAGCAAAAGUACAUGGGACAUCGCAACGCCAGGACCAUGAUCAAAGAAGCAAACUUUUGGGGCGACGAAUUCGUCAUGUCUGGGAGUGACUGCGGACAUGUAUUCGUUUGGGAGAGAGACACUGCUAAGUUGUGCAUGCUGUUGGAGGCUGACCAGCACGUCGUUAAUUGCCUCCAACCACAUCCGUAUUUGCCGAUGUUGGCUACCUCUGGCAUUGAUUAUGAUGUUAAACUAUGGGCACCUAUCAAUGAGGAGGCUAAUUUCGAUGUCAACUUUGCUGAGGAUCUUCAGAAGCGUAACGCAGUGAUGCUGGAGGAGACGAAGGAUACGAUAACGGUGCCCGCUGUAUUCAUGAUAAGGAUGCUGGCGUGUCUCAAUCAAAUACGAAGAGGAAGAGGAAGAAAUCGCAGAAGAAGUGGAGACGAAGGAGACGACAUUCGAGGUGGAUAAAUUGCAUAAAAACCCGUCCUCCCUUCACUUGUUGAUUCACAAUUUUCGUAAGGAGAAGAAUAGAGAGAAGAAAAAUUGUACGAAUGAACGUGUGAAGACAUCAGUCCAAUGUUGAUCCUUUAACUGCAUUUUUUGUUCCCUUUUCAUGUAAACGAAUUUUUAAAGGUUUCUCGGAGUGUUAUCCCCUCAUCUUGUAUUUUUAUGGUUUUUUCAUGGUUGGAUGAAUCAUUGUUCUUGAAAAAUCACUUCCACACUGCCCUGGUUAAUAAAUUACUCUUCAUAUCCACGGGUUCAUUAAAAUCAUAGGAAUUGUUGUGAAACUGUGCCUUAAGUGGUGAAUCGCUGAUUGUAAGUUCUCGAUUUGGGUGGUGAAAUGUCAAUUCAUAAAAUUCUCAUACGUAAUUGUUUUAAGAAUUAGUGGUUUUAGAGGAGAAUGUUGAGAGGUAUUUUUUUAGGUGAAAAAAUUGUCUACAAAAAUUUCUGUUUAUUCUUUCCUCUAAAAUUUCUCACGAUCGAGAUAAUUUCGUAAUUAGCAGAUAUGAAUAUCCUUAUUCUUUCAUCAUAAUGAAUUAUUAAUUAAUUUCUUGUGGAGAAUUUUUUGUUUCUGCAAAAAAAGUUUAACAUUUUUUUGAAAUUCUUGACGUGAAAUUUGUUUUUCAAGUGAUGUCAAAAUUGGCAGAAGUAAUCUUGUCUGAUUAGAAUUAUCUCGGUACUGAGUAGUUUUAGGGGGAAAUGUCACUCAAAAAGUGUCUUCUGAUAUUUUUACUUAAAACCUCUUGUUAUCGAGAUAAUUUGACGUUAAAAAAAAACCACGAAAUUUGUCUUUUUCAAUUGAUUUGUGAAAUUGGAAGAUGUUUUAGUAUUUGCAUAGAACUAUCUCGAUGAUGAGUGAAUUGAAGAGAAAAUAUCAGAAGACAUGUCUUGCAGUUGAGAAAAUUCUCUACAAAGAAUGUCUUCUAAUAUUGUAUUCUAAAAAUACUCGUUUACGAGAUAAUUGUGUAAUUACACAGAUGAACAGGUUAAUCAUUUCAUCCUGAUGAACUAUUGAUUGAUCGAACUCUUGACUCGUCUCGAAGAUGGGCGAUUUUACUGGAAAAUGUCUGCACCAAUAUUGUCUUCCGAUAAAUUUUUUUGAAACCACUCAUUAUUGAGAAAAUUUCAUGUUAAUGAAGAUGUGCAAUUUACCAUUUUUUAAUUAAUCCUCUAAAUUGGCAGAUAUUUACUUGUUUUGUUGGAAUUAUUUCAAUAGUGAGUGUCAAUAGACAUUUUGCAGCUGACGAAAUUGUCCAAAAGUCUAAAACAUUUCCUUCUAGAAUUACUCGCUUACGAGAUAAUUCAAUUGAAAUUAGUAAAGUUGUUGAUAAUGAUGCACGUUCCAUCACUCGAAUCCGGAGUUUGAAGUAGACAAUAUAAUACUUAGAUAAAAAACGCGUAAUUAUCAAAAUAUAAGUUGGAUCUAAAUCGCUGGGUAGAUGAUCAGAACUUGAUUCGAGUGCAAUAGAGAGUAUUUUACGUUUCGCAAUAGAAGAGAAUGCUGGUACAUGUGACGAUGGAUUGAGUGAGAUUGUAUCAUUCUGUUAUUUGUAAUAAAAAAUGUAUAAAGAAAAUAAAAAAAAAUCAUAAUUGAAUCAA
Diachasma alloeum is the source of this 4329-nucleotide messenger RNA. Its product is annotated as DDB1- and CUL4-associated factor 6. Gene Ontology annotation, biological process: positive regulation of transcription by RNA polymerase II. The coding region runs from base 247 to 2697 and encodes 816 amino acids. Gene Ontology annotation, cellular component: cytoplasm; Cul4-RING E3 ubiquitin ligase complex. The record is from RefSeq and is a predicted model, not a curated record. Lineage: Eukaryota; Metazoa; Arthropoda; Insecta; Hymenoptera; Braconidae. Gene Ontology annotation, molecular function: protein binding. The transcript has 17 exons.